Aegilops tauschii subsp. strangulata is the source of this 2196-nucleotide messenger RNA. NCBI's taxonomy places the organism in Eukaryota, Viridiplantae, Streptophyta, Magnoliopsida, Poales, Poaceae. The record is from RefSeq and is a predicted model, not a curated record.
AUGCCCAUUUUUGUCAGAGGCUCUUUUCAGCUCAAGGUGCAUGAAGACGGCGGGGUCGAGAGGACUGGCAAGGCCAAGAAGGCCGUCAAGCUGGGCCGAGCCGGAAGCGGACGGGUGCAGGAGUUCUUCGACAACCUGUCGGAGAGGUACAUUCGUGACGAGCCGCUACUCAUCCGCGACACCACCAAGGCAGAGCUGGCAUAUAUUUCCGCCAGGGCGGAGGAGGCGGCACUUGCCUGGGAGGCCGACGGUGUUGGCACUGUGGAGGACGAGGCCGACACGGCCGCAGAAGAGAAAGAGCUCGCUGAGUGGGUGGGGUCUGCCGGGGAAGCCAGCGGCGUCGGCGCCGGGGCUCCCCUUGUUGAAGAUGUGGUUGAGGAGUCGACCGGAGAGGAGACCAAGGUGGACGACUCCUCGCCCCGGACCGCGCGACGGCAACAGGCCAAGGCGCAGCCCGUGCGCCAAACGAGGGCCGCAGCAGCAAAGAAGAAGGCAGCGGCCGCCACUUCUUCCUCGUCCAAGCGGCGCAGGACCCCAUCUCCUUCUCCUCCCCCUUCAGACAGCGACCUAGAGGCCGACUUCGACCUUGGGUCCUUCAACCCGAAGAGGAAGAGGAGGCUGGCGGAGGAGGAAGACGACACGGAGACGCUGGCCCAGAGGGUGGUGAAUAGGGCCAAGGCCUCGACGGGCGACAAGCCCCCAGCAAGCACCUCACGCACGCCGGAGGUGGUGGAGAUCAGUCCAGACGCCGGCCCUCGAUGCAGCCCCCGCUUCAGCCCCCAACACCCUCCCUCGAUGGACCAGGAGGAUAUCGACAUCGUCAUUGGGGAGGUCGCCAAGGAUGCCGAGGCCAAGGCCGUCAGGAUCGCGGCUGAGGAAGCUGCCAAGUCUGCCACCGGGGAAGCUCGCGAGGGUCUUGCCGGGGAGGCCGGCAAGGCCACUGCUAAGGAGGCCGAGAAGGCCGCUGCCGAGAAGGCCGCGAGGGCUGCUUUCGGGGAGGCCGCCAAGAAGCCUGUCGAGGAGGAGCUGGCCAACGACCAGCCUUCCUCCCCCGCAGCCCCCACGCCUCCCAAGUACCUAAAGGUGGGCGAUCACUUGUUCGUCCGCCUCCCAGGGACGGCAGACACCAGAGCGCCUGCCAAGGGGGAGGUCUUUGAUGAUGAGGCGCUCGCCACUGCUGGCCUCCAGAUUGUCGAUGAACCGAGCACCAGCAGCGGCGGCCCCCAAGAAGAGGAACUCCUCCGGGCCAUGGGCGCUGUCGGAGCUGCCCAGGGUGAGCUUGAUGAGCGCAAGCGAGAGCUCAUCUUGAAGCAGGCCGAUAUUGAUAAGGCCCAGGAGGUGGUGAAGGAGCAGGCUGCCAAGGACGAGGCUGCUUGGCAGCAGCAGCAGGCUCUGCUGAACAGCCAGGACGAAGACCUCGCCGCCCGUGAGCAAGCGCUUGCCGCCACGCUCCGCGGCAAGGAUGAAGAAAUCAGGGAGAUCGUCGCGCAGUGGACCCAGGAGCUGGAGCAGAGGCACAAGGAGGCACUCGAUGCUCAGGCCCUAGUCCAUAUCGGCAAGGUGAAGGAGCUAGAGCUGGAGUGGGAGGAGCUGAAGAAGAAAGUCUCGACGCUGACGGAGGAGAGGGACACGGCCAACCGCACUCUGGUGGAUGCGCAGGUCGCCAUCUCCGACAAGGCCAAGCUGCUCUCCGAGGCCAACGACUCCAUCAACGAUCUGAAGUUGAAGCUGGACGGGUUGAAGGGGAAGCUUUUGGAGGCCGGGGCUUGUGAGGAGACCCUGAACAAGGCCCUGGAGGACGAGAAGCGGCUGCGGAGGGAUGACGUUGCCGAGCACAAGGAGUAUGCGAAGAGUGUAAACCUCUGGAUCAGUCGCCUCAUCGACGUCGCCGGCAGGAUCACCAUGAAGCUGGCCGUCAUGGGCAUGCCGAAUGUCAGGUACUCCGGGGAGCCGAACGUGAGCCCCAAUGCUAGGCUGACCCUGUUCUUUGAGGGUGUACUCGACGCCCUAGAGCAGCUCCGCUCCAAUCGAGCAGUCUAUCUGGCCAACGAGUCCCGGAGGCUCUGCCGGGGCGCUCUAACCAAGGUGCUCACCAAGGUGGCGUUCUGGAGCCCCAACGUCGAUUUCGCCGACGCGCUGGAGAGCUUGCCGGAGGGCACGAACCUGGCGGCGCUCGAGGAGCUACUUCUAAAAUGA